Molecule: messenger RNA, 1462 nt
Organism: Euleptes europaea (tarantolino)
Lineage: Eukaryota; Metazoa; Chordata; Lepidosauria; Squamata; Sphaerodactylidae
Gene: MXI1
Product: MAX interactor 1, dimerization protein
Exons: 6
Coding region: 125-970 (281 amino acids)
Biological process (GO): regulation of transcription by RNA polymerase II
Molecular function (GO): protein dimerization activity; RNA polymerase II cis-regulatory region sequence-specific DNA binding; DNA-binding transcription factor activity, RNA polymerase II-specific
Source: RefSeq, a predicted model, not a curated record
CAUUCAAUCUCUCCUAGACAUACAUACACACACACACACACACACAAACUGCAACAAGAGGAGAGAAACAGAAAGUCAGCCAAAAGGGCUUUAAAAAAUUUCAAAGUUUCCAUUCGCAGAAGCAAUGGGGAAACGUGGCAGGCCGAGGAAGGAAUUCAAAUGCGAGGAUGAUGCUGUGGAGCCUACUCUAGGGCAGCAACUGCCAGUGGCAGAUAAUAUGUCCAGGUGCCCGUUCAGUGACAUAUUCAACACCAGCAGUGAAGACUCCAUGGAGAAGAUCAACACUUUCCUACAGAACGUGCAGAUUUUGCUGGAAGCAGCAAGCUACCUGGAGCAAAUCGAGAAGGAAAACAAAAAGUGCGAACAUGGUUAUGCGUCAACCUUCCCUUCCAUGCCGAGCCUUGGACUGCAGGACCCAAAGCCACCACAGAGGCUGAGCCGGGCCAGGAAGCAUAGCAGCGGAGGUAGCAGUACAGGCACUGCUAACAGGUCUACGCACAACGAAUUAGAGAAGAACCGACGAGCUCACCUCCGCCUGUGUCUAGAACGUUUAAAAGUUCUGAUACCACUAGGACCAGACUGCACCAGACACACAACCCUUGGGCUCCUCAACAAAGCCAAAGCACAUAUCAAGAAACUUGAAGAGGCUGACAGGAGAAGCCAGCAUCAGCUUGAUAACUUGGAAAGAGAGCAAAGGUUCUUAAAGCGAAGACUGGAGCAGUUGCAGGGCUCUCCGGAGAUAGAACGAAUACGAAUGGACAGCACUGGAUCUACCAUUUCCUCAGAUCGCUCUGAUUCAGAGCGGGAAGAAAUCGAGGUGGAUGUGGAAAGCACAGAGUUCUCCCAUGGAGAUGUGGAUGAUAUCAGCACAACCAGUACGAGUGACAUUGAUGACCACAGCAGUUUGCAGAGUGUUGGGAGUGACGAGGGUUACUCCAGCGCUAGCGUCAAGCUCUCCUUCACUUCCUAGAGCAUGGUGCUGGGGCAGAGCUGAUGAUCUCUUUGGGGCAAUUGAAGUUCUCGCGGCAGGGCUUUAGAUACAGUGUUUUUCUUCUCCAAACCACACAUCAACAGCUAAGCUUGGAAAGAUGCAACUCUAGAACAGCUCCAUGGGCCAACAGGAGGGUGGGAAAUCCAAAAGGGAAUCAACCACUCUCCAAAACUGUCAUAGCCCCAAAUCCCGACUUAGCGCUGAAUCCAUAGCUAUUUUGAAGUCUUGAGACGUCACUCCAGUAGUCUUCAGUUGGACUGAGUUGGCUUCAGCUGGACUGCCAAUGUAUAGUGGAAGGUUUUGCUCAGAGAUUAUUUGAUUGGAAAGAGGGUCUUGGUGAUUCAGGCUCUGAUUCUUUCAUAAUUUGUCACAUUUCCUGAAAAGUGACCAUUUUUCGCCCCUUCCCCAUAUCCAGACUUAACAAACUUGUUAAGACCCUUUGUGGUGCUAUUAAAACAAAAGUCUGUCCAA